GAUGCUCCGGGCGAUGCUGAAAACGGCAUAUCAGAUGGCAUUCGUGAUUCUUUUGCUUGAUUUUGCAGUUUUAGCGGAAUCAUCUCCUCAGAGUCUGGCUUGGCCAGGAUGUCCGGACACAUGUGGCAAUCUCACUGGCAUUCCGUAUCCUUUCGGAAUUGGGCCUGGCUGCUUCUUGGGUCCCCAGUUCGAGAUCGAUUGCCAACGAGCCUAUGGCAUCUCUACUCCGGUACUUAAGAAUUUGAGUGUGGUGGUUUUAGAUAUCUCGCUACCGGGUAGUUUAGACUCUCCAGGCCUCAUUAAGGUCACCCAGCCCAUAUUGUUCUCCCAUCUCAAUUGUUCGGCCAACCAGCAAAACGACGCCCCGGUGGAUUUAAGGGCCAGUAACGGCAGAUUCAGGUACUCCCAGAUUCAUAACUAUUUUGUCGCCGGAGGUUGUGAGAGUCUGACCAUGAUGGCCAGCACGGACACCCCCAGAGCGGUAGUGGGAUGCAAGUCUUCCUGCGGCGGAAAUGGGACUCUUGGAUUCGAUCAGUGCUCUAGUGGUACCGGUUGCUGUAUGACUUCUAUCCCUGAUGUUAUCAGCAAAUAUAACGUGGAGUUCAAGACUCUUAAUGGCGAAACCACAGCGCCAGAGGAUGUAGAAUGCAGGUAUGCCUUCUUGGUUGCGAAAACAUGGUGGCAUCAAACUGAUUUGAACAGUUUACCGCCGGACGUUCCAGUGAUACUCGAAUGGGCGAUCACCUCCUAUGAGUAUACCCUUCUGACCAAACAAAAAAAUGGGCGAGGCAAUGACAGUUCCGCCACCUGCCGUGCAUCCUCGGCGCCUGGGGUGCGUAGUCUAAUAUAUUGUUCUUGCAAUCAAGGCUACAGAGGGAAUUAUUUUCUUUCCCAGGGAUGCCAAGAUAUCAACGAGUGCAAAGAAUAUCCAAACCUCAACUGCCGAGGGAAGUGCGUGAAUCGAUCGGGGUCAUAUGACUGCGUAGACAAUAAGGUCAUCAUCAUUAUAGGUGUGGGCACAGGCGUUGGAGCCAUAUUAUUACUUUUGUUUUUUUGGAGGUUGUUCAAAUUCUUGAAAAGAAGGUGUGAGGCAAAUACCAAGUUAAAAUUCUUCAAACUUAAUGGCGGACUUCUAGUGCAAAAACACCUAUCUUCCAUUGAAGACAAUCGUGUGGAGAAAGGUAAGUUGUUCACCUUAGCGGAGUUAGAUACGGCUACGGACCAUUUUAACGAGAGUCGCAUAUUGGGUCGGGGUGGUCAAGGGACUGUUUACAAGGGAAUGUUGUUAGAUGGAACGAUCGUUGCAGUUAAGAAAUCCGAAGUUGUUGAUGCUCGACAAGCCGAACAAUUUGUCAAUGAGGUUGUUAUUCUCUCCAAAAUCAAUCAUAGAAAUGUGGUCAAGCUGUUAGGAUUCUGUUUGGAGAGUGAAGUCCCUCUUCUUGUAUAUGAAUUUGUCCCCAGUGGAACUCUCUACCAAUAUCUUCAUAAUCCGGAAAGGGAAUUUCCCGUCUCGUGGGAAACACGGUUAAGAAUUGCUAGUGAAGUUGCUGCGGCUCUUUCGUAUUUGCACUUUGCUGUAACCAUACCAAUUUAUCAUCGCGAUAUUAAGUCAUCAAAUAUACUCUUGGACGAAAAAUUUCAAGCCAAAGUGGCAGAUUUUGGAACUUCCAAAUCAAUUGCCAUUGACCACACACACUUAACCACGAUGGUGCGAGGAACCUUUGGAUACUUGGACCCGGAGUACUACAAAACCAGUCAAUUUACGGACAAGAGCGAUGUCUACAGUUUUGGGGUUGUCCUUGUUGAGCUACUAACAGGAGAAAAGGCAAUUUCUCAAUCAAGGGCGGAAGAGAGCAGAAAUCUAUCCAUGUACUUUGUCAUUUCGAUGGAGGAGAAGCGUUUGUUCGAUGUUCUUGAUAAGGAGGUAUUAGACCAUGGUGAUAAAGAAGAAAUCAUUGCGGUGUCUAAUUUGGCGAAAAGAUGCUUAAACCCUAAUGGAAGGUACAGGCCUACAAUGAAGGAAGUGGCCAUGGAAUUGGAGCGUGUACGAUCACUACGAAAUCCUGUGAUGGUUCGGCAAGAUGAGGAAGAGAUGGAUCCCAUUAGGACUGGAUCUAUCGGUGGUACGGUCUCCGCAAUGAUGCGAUCAGAAGCCGAUGUAGGGCUGACUUCGUGGUUAUCUGAUUUGCCGAGAUGAAGAUGCAUCUAAUUGUUUUCGUCCAAUUUUCUAUUGAUAUGAAACCUGGCAGUCUCUCUAUUUGCUCCCAUGCGUGAGUUAUGGAAUGGUGUCGAUUAUACUAAAAAGUGCGGCACAGAAAUGAUAUGCUAAAUUCACGCACCCUUUCAUAUACUCUUCUUGAUUUCUUGUUAUUAUGCAUCAGCUUUUCACUGGGUUGUACUACUGUGAAUGUCUCAUAAGUUUUAGCCGGCUGCUGGUUUUUUGUUGCACGUACCUGAGAUGUAAAGAGACUUUUGGAUUUUCAAUCUUUCUAGUUUUACAAUAUGUAAGUUGUACCUGUCGGGGUGCAUUUGAA
Molecule: messenger RNA, 2534 nt
Organism: Eucalyptus grandis
Lineage: Eukaryota; Viridiplantae; Streptophyta; Magnoliopsida; Myrtales; Myrtaceae
Product: wall-associated receptor kinase-like 8
Exons: 3
Coding region: 2-2197 (731 amino acids)
Biological process (GO): cell surface receptor signaling pathway; protein phosphorylation
Cellular component (GO): plasma membrane
Molecular function (GO): protein serine/threonine kinase activity; ATP binding; calcium ion binding
Source: RefSeq, a predicted model, not a curated record